Molecule: messenger RNA, 2121 nt
Organism: Aspergillus puulaauensis
Lineage: Eukaryota; Fungi; Ascomycota; Eurotiomycetes; Eurotiales; Aspergillaceae
Product: putative phosphoinositide phosphatase (Sac1)
Exons: 3
Coding region: 1-2121 (706 amino acids)
Biological process (GO): phosphatidylinositol dephosphorylation
Cellular component (GO): endoplasmic reticulum
Molecular function (GO): phosphatidylinositol-4-phosphate phosphatase activity
Source: RefSeq, a predicted model, not a curated record
AUGGUACACUCAGUCCUCCCCUUUCGAGACAUCAACCUCCAUGCGUCUCCUGCUCAUUAUGCUUUUACGUCGCCCUCGUCGCCCGAUGCUCCAACGCUCGUUGUUGAGCGUCCAACGGGCGAUUUGCGCCUAAACAGCGGCACAUUGUCUGGUGCUAAGCGCAUUUCCAGCAUCGCUGGUAUCCUUGGUAUCAUUAAGCUGAAGCUUGACAAGUACAUUAUUGUCAUUACCAAAGCUCAGCCUAUGGGGCGGUUGCGCGGCCACAUGGUCUACAAAGUCGCUGGUACUGAAUUUCUUCCUCUCCGCGAGCGCCCACUGCACGACCAUGACGAAGACACCUACUUGGCAAUGUUGAAGGAGUUGCUUCGAACCGGGCCUAUGUAUUUCUCCUACGCUUUGGACCUAACCAACAGCUUCCAGCGUCAGUCGCAGAGCGAUGCCAGCCUUCCGAUGUGGAAGCGAGCCGAUGAUCGCUUUUUCUGGAACCGGUUUAUUCAGUCCGACCUGAUUGACUUCAGUCUUGGAGAACAUAAUACAACAAGUGUCCGUUAUGGCCCGCAGCCGGGUGCUGACCCCUAUAUCCUCCCGGUCAUAUUCGGGAUGCUCCGUAUCACGCCCGCUAGGGUUAAGUCUACCACCUUCACUUUUGCACUUAUCACCCGCAGGUCGAGACACAGAGCUGGCACACGAUACUUCUCGCGCGGAAUUGACGAGCAAGGACACGUUUCGAACUACAACGAGACCGAACAAAUUGUAAUCCUGAAUGAUUCGACUGGUGGUCUGUCUGGGUUUGCUGGAGGACAGGCUAUGACCAAAGAAAAGUCUGCCGAUUUGGGCCAAGAUCCUCAAGUCAUGUCAUUCGUGCAGACGCGAGGUAGCGUCCCAGUCUUUUGGGCCGAAGUCAAUAACCUGAAAUAUACACCCAAACUUCAAGUGCGAGGGGUGGAAACUGCGGUCAAAUCAGCACGCAGACAUUUUGACGAGCAGAUCAGGCUCUAUGGCGACAACUACCUAGUCAACUUGGUAAAUCAAAAGGGAAGGGAAGAGCGCGUCAAGAGAGCUUACGAACAACUAGUUCGUGUGCUAGUGUCAUCAUCAAGCGAGGUGACUGAGGCAGAUGACGAAUCCUCAGAGAAGUUGCAUGUUUUAGAACCAGACGACCCGCAGAAGGAGAUGGACCGUCUUCAUUAUGUCUAUUUUGACUUCCACAAUGAAACAAAGGGCCUUAGAUGGCACCGCGCUGAGCUUCUGAUGGAUCGCCUCAUCACUGGUCUAUCUCAGGGCGGUUAUUUCCGCGGUGUCGAGAACCCAGGUGCUGCUAGUGGGCAGCUGGAGCCAAGAGCGCUACAAAGCAGCGUUGUCCGAACGAAUUGUAUGGACUGCCUGGAUCGUACAAACGUCGUCCAGAGUAUGCUUGGGCGUUGGGCGUUAACGAGACAGCUCACAGAAGCGGGAGUCCUACGCGGAGGGGAAGCUGCUAACGAUGAUCGCGAUUUCGAGAACUUGUUCCGUAAUAUAUGGGCAGAUAACGCCGAUGUUGUCUCCAAGGCGUAUUCCGGAACCGGUGCUUUGAAGACUGACUUCACUCGUACUGGCCAAAGAACCAGGGCCGGCAUGCUUCAGGAUCUAAACAAUUCGAUUACUCGAUACGUGCGGAACAACUUCCUUGACGGUCCUCGCCAGGAUGGUUUCGAUGUUUUCCUGGGAGCCUACCUCUGCCCUGAAUCCACUCUGGGAAAUCUUCAGAUUUUCGUCGACCGUCGGCCGCUCAUAAUCCAGUCUAUUCCAUACAUUCUUGCCGCGGGUCUCUUCAUGAUCAUCGUGGCCACAUUUACACGACGUCUUCCCGAUUCUACCGUUUGGCCCCUGCGGCUAUUCGUUAUUUUCUGGCUGAUACUCGCUGGGUGGUGUGCCCGCUUCAUGAUUACCCAUGGCAUGCUCUAUGUGAAUUGGCCCAAACUAAACACGCCUCCGGCUGGUGCGGAAGGCUACCAAGAUGCAUUGAUUAAGGCUCGUUCAGACCCUGUCAUUGGGCAAUUCCUUCCGUCCAGAAAACAUCAAAGAGGCUUAAGCAAUGCUCGUCUCGGUUUCCUGGAAGAAGGGAAAACGAGGGUUGAGUAA